GGAUCGCAUGUGGAAUGGUGUAAACAGCUGAUUGCUGCAACCAUUUCUAGUCAGAUUUCAGGGCCUGUCCCGUCGGAAGGUGUGUCCAGAGACUACAGGGAGAUUCAGGAUGGACACAAUGGCUAUCAUUCUGAAGCAGAACCUGAGCAGGCACUGCGGGAUGGAAACAAACUGGCGCAGAUGGAAGAGGCUCCACUUUUUCCUGGAGAAUCAAUCAAAGUUAUUGCUAAAGAUGUUAUGUAUAUCUGUCCAUUUAUGGGAGCAGUCAGUGGUACGCUAACAGUGACGGACUUCAGAAUGUAUAUCAAAAGUGUUGAAAGGGAUCCACCUUUUGUUGUUGAUGUUCCCCUUGGAGUCAUAAGCAGAGUUGAAAAAAUUGGAGUACAGAGCCAUGGAGACAACUCAUGUGGUAUAGAAAUAGUUUGCAAGGAUAUGAGAAAUUUGCGGCUGGCCUACAAACAGGAAGAACAGAACAGAUUGGAGAUUUUUGAAAACCUUGUGACACGUGCGUUUCCUGUUUCUAAUGGGCUGCCUCUUUUUGCAUUCAGCUAUAAAGAAAAGUUUGCUAUUAAUGGCUGGAAAGUGUAUGACCCAAUGGCAGAAUAUAAGAGGCAGGGCUUGCCCAAUGAGAGUUGGAAAAUAUCCAAAAUUAACAGCACCUAUGAGCUUUGUGAUACAUACCCUGCUGUUCUUGUUGUGCCAACCAGCGUAAAGGAUGAUGACCUCUCAAAAGUGGCAGCAUUUAGAGCAAAAGGCAGAGUUCCAGUGUUAUCCUGGAUUCAUCCUGAGAGCCAAGCAACAAUAACACGAUGCAGUCAGCCAUCAGUAGGCCCAAAUGAUAAGCGUUGCAAAGAAGAUGAAAAAUACUUGCAGACAAUAAUGGAUGCCAAUGCUCAGUCACAUAAACUUAUCAUCUUUGAUGCCAGACAGAAUAGUGUUGCAGAUACAAACAAGGCAAAAGGUGGAGGAUAUGAAAGUGAAAGUGCCUACCCAAAUGCGGAGCUGGUCUUUCUGGAAAUUCAUAAUAUACACGUAAUGAGAGAAUCCCUGCGUAAACUUAAAGAAAUAGUUUAUCCUACUAUUGAUGAGACUCGGUGGUUAUCAAAUGUGGACUCCACACACUGGCUGGAAUAUAUAAGGAUGCUUCUUGCCGGAGCAGUAAGAAUUGCGGACAGAAUUGAAUCUGGUAAAACAUCCGUAGUGGUACAUUGCAGUGAUGGCUGGGAUCGAACUGCACAGCUUACCGCACUAGCUAUGCUUAUGCUGGACAGCUAUUACAGAACUAUCAAGGGGUUUGAAGUUCUUAUAGAGAAAGAAUGGAUAAGUUUUGGACACCGAUUUGCAAUGCGAGUAGGACAUGGAGAUGAUGAUCAUGCUGAUGCCGACAGAUCUCCCAUUUUCCUUCAGUUCAUUGACUGUGUUUGGCAAAUGACAAAGCAGUUUCCUGCAGCCUUUGAAUUCAACGAGUUAUUUUUGGUCACCAUUCUGGAUCACCUUUACAGUUGUCUCUUUGGGACUUUCUUAUGCAACUGUGAAAAAGAGAGAUUAAAAGAGGAGGUAAGCACAAAGACUGUAUCGCUGUGGUCCUAUAUAAACAGCCAGUUAGAUGAGUUCACAAAUCCUUUCUACGUAAACUAUGAAAACCACGUCCUGUAUCCUGUUGCCAGUCUGAACCAUUUGGAACUAUGGGUGAACUACUACGUCAGGUGGAACCCAAGGAUGCGGCCUCAGGUUCCCAUCCAUCAAAAUCUUAAAGAGCUCCUCGCCAUCCGGACGGAGCUUCAGAAGAAGGUUGAAGAUCUGCAGCGGGAAGCUGCCACACGAUCCAUUUCUUCCUCCUCUGACAGAGGUUCCUCUCCUUCCCAUUCUGCCACACCAGUGCACACCUCCGUGUGAUGUGUAACAAAAGCCGUGCGAAAAGAUUUCUGUCAGGUGAUGCAGAGAGGAGGGUGAAGUGCUUUUCCCAUCACAAAAGGAUCGUCAGUGACUUGUAAUUGCUAUGAUCUACAUGCCUUACUCUGUGUCUGAUAUUAUCAUGAUGAGGCCAAAAAGAGCUUCAAUAGAUGUGAUGUAUUUUCUUGUUGGCAGUUCCCACGUGUGUUUUGACAUCUCUAGCUAAAUCACCAAUUGUUAAAUUAAACUUUGUUUUGAGCAACUAACAAUUUAACCAUCCUAAAAAGGAAUCCAUCUGCCAAGCAGACAGAAAAAUGCCUCUCACACUGCCUAGGGUAC
This is a messenger RNA of Opisthocomus hoazin, 2232 nucleotides long. The record is from RefSeq and is a predicted model, not a curated record. Lineage: Eukaryota; Metazoa; Chordata; Aves; Opisthocomiformes; Opisthocomidae.